CUCAUGUGGCGUGUCCUACUUCUUCACGAUCAAUCGCUUGCAACGGGGCGAUGGCAGCUAGGUAAUACGCCGUUGGAAAACUGCUGUGACUAGUCCACGUACAACAACCAACCGAAGGAAGAAAAACAAUACACAGUACAAUGGUCCCGUGGUUCGAUAUUCGGUCGAUCAAUCUGAUCAACUUUCUGUUCGUCAACCUGAUCGUCACCGUUGUGGUUCUGGGUGGAUUAUUGGCAACUAUCGAGAAGCACCUACCAACAGCCAUUCGACAGACGUUUCGCUACGGUAAACAUGCACUCAAAGAUACGCCGGAUCGUUUGGUGUCUUUGCUGGAGGUUCCCAAGGCUUGGUUCAAGCACUUCUACGUUUUUGCUGCUGUCUGGGCGCUUGCUGGGUUUGCUGUGAUGAUGGGAACGUACAUUUCUGGUAAACCAGCUCCUGAGUACGUGAUAUCAUUCCUCGAUACGAUGGCUACAAAUAGGCGCAUGGUGCGUACGACACCGACUGAAACAAUGAUUGCCAUGACGCUGAUCACGCUACAAUGCUUACGGCGGUUCUACGAAACCUGGUUCGUGCAGGUGUUUUCCAGCAAGUUGAAAAUCAAUCUCUCCGCGUACCUCGUCGGAUACAUUCAUUACUUCGGUACGGUCGUGGCAAUCCUGUCGCAGGCGGAAGGAUUCACCCGCAUGGGUCCUGUUUCGCUACCUACCAAUGGAUAUCGGUUUGAGCCCAGCUUAUCGCUAGGUUUAGCAAUCGGAGUGUUUUACUAUGCCUGGUUCCACCAGUACCGCUCGAACGUAAUCCUAGCUAAUUUGCGCAAAGAUAAAGUUGGAAAGGUGAUCAACCAUAAGCACAGUCUUCCGACCGGAGACUUCUUCGAAGUCGUUUCCUCACCGCACAUGUUCUUCGAAAUCGUCAUGUACGUCGUAUUGUUCGCGGUGUUACAUCGGAACAGCUCUAUGGUUUACGUGCUGCUAUGGGUGCUUUCGAAUCAGCUAAUGAACUCGUGGCUCACACACCAGUGGUACGUGGAAAACUUCCCCAACUAUCCGAAGCAAAGGAAAGCUCUCGUACCCUACGUUCUGUAGGAGCGACUAAAAGGGAUUAGUUCACUUUAACGGGUUCCAGGUGCUGGGAAUUUCAGGACAAACACGGGUACGUUCAAAAAUGUUUCAAAUGGUGCUAAGCAAAUAAGUAACAUAGGACGUAUUUCUUACCUUAAAAGGUUCUACAAGGUGAUUAAAAUGUUGAUU
This is a messenger RNA of Anopheles moucheti, 1253 nucleotides long. Its product is annotated as polyprenol reductase. Gene Ontology annotation, molecular function: 3-oxo-5-alpha-steroid 4-dehydrogenase activity. The record is from RefSeq and is a predicted model, not a curated record. The coding region runs from base 141 to 1088 and encodes 315 amino acids. Gene Ontology annotation, cellular component: endoplasmic reticulum. Lineage: Eukaryota; Metazoa; Arthropoda; Insecta; Diptera; Culicidae. Gene Ontology annotation, biological process: dolichol-linked oligosaccharide biosynthetic process; polyprenol catabolic process. The transcript has a single exon.